Messenger RNA from Ascochyta rabiei, 7713 nucleotides. RefSeq names its product class II myosin. Bases 1 to 7713 code for a protein of 2570 amino acids. The record is from RefSeq and is a predicted model, not a curated record. Gene Ontology annotation, molecular function: actin filament binding; cytoskeletal motor activity; ATP binding. Gene Ontology annotation, cellular component: myosin complex. Lineage: Eukaryota; Fungi; Ascomycota; Dothideomycetes; Pleosporales; Didymellaceae. The transcript has 5 exons.
AUGAGCGCGCCUGCGCACAAUGGCCCGGCUCACGUGCGCAACAGUCCUUUCGCCAGAGGGAGCGGGAGCGCAGCAGCCCCGUCGCCCGGCCCGACCCCUCGUCCACUCUCCAUCGGCCACCAACCGCACCCGCACACAGAGGCCAAGAUGGCGCACGCACGGCAUCAGUCCCUCACCCAUCUGAGCAGCCCGCCGCUCGGCCGCAGCGACUCGCGCCUGCGCUCCGACUCGAACCGCAGCAGCGUCCCCAUCGGCACAUUCGCACCGCAGUUCAUCUCCGAAGACUCGCCCGACAUGGCCAGGCCCGGCGGCAUCGUCGAGGGCGAGAACGACUUCUCUGGCAAGCGCUACGUCUGGCUGCGCGACCCCAAGACCGCCUUCGUCCGAGGUUGGGUGGUCGAGCAUCUCGCUGGCGGGAGGCUGCUGGUGCAAUGCGACGACGGCACACAGCAGGACGUCGACGAGGAUGCCGUCGACAAAGUCAACCCAGCCAAGUUCGACAAGGCGGGCGACAUGGCCGAGUUGACGCACCUGAACGAGCCCUCGGUCAUCCACAACCUGCACAUGCGCUACCAGGCAGACCUGAUCUACACAUACUCAGGCCUGUUCUUGGUCACGGUCAACCCCUACUGUCCUCUGCCCAUCUACACGCGAGAGUACAUCAACAUGUACAGAGGGCGGGGGCGAGAGGAGACAAAGCCACAUAUCUUCGCAAUGGCCGAUGAGGCCUUUCGGAAUCUCGUGGAUGAGGGCACCAACCAGAGUAUCCUUGUCACGGGAGAGUCCGGUGCUGGAAAGACGGAGAACACCAAAAAGGUCAUCCAGUAUCUAGCCGCCGUCGCCAACUCGGACACGCCCCGAGCAAAGUCUGGCGCCAAAAACCUCACGAACCUCUCCGAGCAGAUCCUACGAGCGAACCCUAUCCUCGAAGCGUUUGGAAACGCCCAAACAGUCAGGAACAACAACUCGUCGCGUUUCGGAAAGUUCAUUCGAAUCGAGUUCAGCCGCGCAGGCCAGAUUGCUGGUGCUUAUAUUGAUUGGUAUCUUCUCGAGAAGUCCAGAGUGGUAAAGCUCAACCCCAAUGAGCGCAACUACCAUAUCUUCUACCAACUUCUGCGUGGAGCGGACCCAACGAUGAAGCAGGACUUCUUGUUGGACUCGAAAGACACGGAAGACUUCGACUACACCAAGCACGGCAACGACGCAAUCUCCGGCGUUUCGGACCGUGAUGAGUGGAACACGCUGAUAGAGGCGUUCCAUGUCAUGAAGUUUACAGAAAAGGAGCAAGCCGGCAUUCUUCGGACCGUUGCAGCUGUUCUCCACCUGGGUAACAUCAAAGCAACCAAGGAGAGUCGACGAGCAGACCAGGCCACGUUGGACUCCAAUGCCGAAGCCCAAGCUCGAAAAGUGUGUCAGCUGCUUGGUGUGUCUGCAGACGACUUCCUGAAAGCACUACUUCAUCCUCGGGUCAAGGCUGGACGCGAGUGGGUCGAGAAGGUUCAGACGCCCGAGCAAGUCAACCUGGCGCUAGAUGCUCUCGCAAAGGGUAUCUACGAGCGUGGUUUCGGUGAUCUUGUCGACCGCAUCAACCGACAGCUGGACCAGACAGGAUCCGGUGGCGACGACUCUCACUUUAUCGGUGUUCUGGACAUUGCUGGUUUCGAAAUCUUCGACGAGAACAGCUUCGAGCAGCUUUGCAUCAACUACACAAACGAGAAGUUGCAGCAGUUCUUCAACCACCACAUGUUCGUUUUGGAACAGGAAGAAUACGCUCGGGAGCAGAUCGAAUGGAAAUUCAUCGAUUUCGGUCGUGAUCUACAGCCCACCAUCGACCUCAUCGAGCUGCCCAAUCCAAUUGGUAUCUUCUCAUGUCUAGACGAGGACAGUGUCAUGCCUAAAGCCACCGAUGUCAGCUUUACAGAGAAGCUGCAUUCGCUCUGGGAUCGUAAGAGCAACAAGUACAAGCGUUCCCUCCUGACUCAGGGUUUUGUGCUUACUCACUACGCUGCGGAGGUCGAAUACUCGACAGAAGGAUGGCUGGAGAAGAACAAAGACCCUCUGAACGACAACGUCACUCGUCUUCUAGCAGCGUCGUCGGACAAGCAGAUCGCGAAUCUGUUUGCAGACUGUGCAGAUCCGGACGACGAGGUUGGUGGCACCCGCAGCCGCGUAAAGAAAGGACUCUUCCGCACUGUGGCUCAGCGCCACAAGGAGCAGCUUUCAACGCUCAUGAACCAGCUGCAUUCAACACAUCCUCACUUCGUUCGUUGCAUUCUCCCAAAUCACAAGAAACGGCCAAAGCAGUUCAGUGCUCCGCUUGUCCUGGAUCAGCUACGAUGCAACGGUGUGCUCGAAGGCAUUCGAAUCGCUCGUACCGGAUUCCCCAACCGACUGACCUUUGUUGAGUUUAGACAACGAUACGAGGUCUUGUGCAAAGAUAUACCCAAAGGCUAUCUUGAGGGUCAACUUGUUGCGAAAAUGAUCCUGGAGAAGCUGGGCAUGGACAAGGCUCUCUACCGUGUUGGCAUCACCAAAGUCUUCUUCCGGGCUGGAGUCCUCGCGGAGCUAGAAGACCAAAGAGAUGCCCUUAUCCGUGACAUCAUGAUCCAGUUCCAGUCCGCAGCGCGUGGAUUCACGCAGCGACGUAUCGCUCACAAACGCCUCUAUCGUGCCGAAGCCACUCGCAUCGUACAGAAGAAUUUCCAAGUCUACCUGGAUCUCCAAUCGAACCCCUGGUGGCGGCUCUUCGUCCGCAUGAGGCCGAUGCUCGGAGCCACUCGCCAAGCUGCCGAGGUGAAGAAGCGCGAUGAGAUGAUCCUCCAGCUCGAAGACAAGAUGCAGCAGGAGGCGGCUGAACGGCAGCGCGUAGAAGAUGAUCGACGAAGAGCCGAGUCGGACAUGCAGAAGAUUCAGAAGACACUCGAGAGCGAACGUGCUUUGGCUCUUGACAAGGAAGAGAUCUUCAAGCGGCUGCAGUUCCGCGAGGCUGAGCUCGCUGAGAAGCUUCAGGGCGCGAUCGAGGACCAAGACCAACUGGAAGACCAACUGGAUGCCUUGAUGGAGGCCAAAAAGAAGACCGAAGAGCAAGCAGAGAUAUGGCGAAAAGAGUUGGAGCAAGCCGGCCAAAUCAUUGGAAACCUGGAAACCGAGAAGCAAGAUCUCGAGGAGCAACUUGCACGACUCGACCAGCAGUUGCAAGAACUUGAAGCCGCUCAAUCAAAGCGCAGCCUAGCGGAGGAGUCCAUGAGUCAGGAAGUGAAGAUGUUGCAGAGCCAUCUGAGUCUGAAAGAGCGAAAACUCCAAGAGCUGGAGUCGAAGCUCCUCACGACAGAACAGGAUCUCGACAUCAAACUUGCAGCAUCGGACAAGGAGGUGCAAGCGAGCAAGAAGCAAAUCAAAGAGCUUCUCGAAGACAACCGACAGGUGCGACAACAGAUCUCCGACCUUUCCUCGACUUCCACCAGCUACGAAGACCUUGUUCGCCGCAAAGAAAGCGAACUGGCCAUUCUGAAGGCUGAUCUGAAGAAAUACGAGUCCGACCGACAAACUUUCGAUGCAGAGAAGCAGACACUUGCUUCGAAACAUGAUGAUCUUCAGAGCCGCCUGCGCGAGGCCAAUGCUGAGCUUGAAGCCAUGCGAUCUCAGAAGCAGCAAUCGGACCGUGAAGCCGCCGAUGCAAAGCGUCUCCUCGAGGACCGCGAAACUGAAGAUGCACAGUCGAAGCUGCUUCAGGAACAGAUCGAACUUCUCAAGUCUGAGAUGUUCGAGGUCCAGAAGGAGUUGAGCCGCGAACGGCAAUCGCGCGACGACGUGGAAAUGCUCGGUGAACACAAAUACGACACAUUGAAGCGUGACUUUGACGCGUUGAACGACUCCAAGAUUACCAUUGAGAAGGAGAUGUAUGCACAGCAAGACGUUCUGCGGCGCGCAACCGAGACUCGCACUGCGCACGAGCAAGAACGCAAGGAAUACCAAGCUGAGCUGCGGAACCUGCGUGAGCAAUAUCUCAAACUGCAGGAAGACAAGAUGGACGCCGAUGCCGAAGCCGAGCGCACUCAGUCACGUCUAGCCCUGGAGAAGCAAGCCGCACGGCAAGAAGAACUGAACUUCAAGGACCAACAACUUGACCAACUGGAGGCAGAGCGGGACGAUCUUGCUGAGCAAGUGCAUAGCCUGACUCAGAUGCUGGCUGAUGCGGAGGGCUUCAGAGAGCGAAACGACCAACAGAAGGAACGCCUCGAGCGUGAGCUAGUUACCGUCAAGGGCCGGCUGACAGCUUCCGAGAACGACAACCGCGCACUGCUCAACAAGGUUCAACAAAAGAACCUCGACAUUGCCCGAACAAACUCUCGUGCUGGCGAGACUCAGCGCUCGAAGAUCAUGCAACUGACAAACGAGAAGUCAAAGUUCGAAGAGGACAACAAGCGACUCUAUCGUCAGCUCGAGGACGCUCAAGUCAGCAUUGCGUCGAUGGAGAAGCAGAAGGAGAAACUUGAGCUAACCCUCGAGGAUCUGAACCACGAGAUCAACCGUGAAGCGAAGAGCAACCGGACCGCAGAAAAGGCUUCUUCCACCGUCAAUCUACAGCUUGCAGACGUGAAUCGCAAGCUCGAGACGGAGAGGCAAUUACGUACCCAAGCUCAAGCCAACACGCGUGCAGUACAAGCCGCAUUGGACAACAACAAUCGUGAAUUGGAGGAAUGUCACAACCAACUCAUGCUACUCCGUAAGGUCUUCGACCCUGAGUCUGCCGAGGUUGCCAUCAGCUAUGAUGCUGCGAAACCACAAAUCUCAAAGGCCGUGGAUGUUGCAGAGCGCCUAGAGGCUGCUAACCAGGCAUUGCGUGUUGCCACGGAGCGGUACAAUCGCGCCGAAGCUCAGCUGGACGACCUUCGGGAGAGGCACGAGGGUGAGAUCAACGACUUGGAUACACGCCAUGCCAACUCGAAGCGUGCUCUGCUCGAAGAGAUGAACAGCAGCCAGGUAAACCAAGCGAACGCGAAUCGAUCGCCAACACACAGAAGGUUAGACAGCGAGAACCGCAAGCCAUUUUCGACGAGUACGCCGACUAACCAACGCCACAUCAGUAACGCAACGAACGACUCUGCCCGCUCUGACCGUACAGUCGACACUGUCGCUUUCAACAACCGCAUGGACAUGGCUGCCGAGCUCGAACUCGCACAGAACCAGUUGCAGAUGUCGGAAAUGCGAAACGCACAUCUGCAGGGCCAGCUCGACCAGUCUCCUGCUCGGAACAACAGCUGGCAAGAAGAAAGCCCGUCGAUGAGACGUGUGCAGAAACUGGAACGCGAGAACUUCCGUCUGCAUGACAUGCUCGACGACUCCGCAAAGAAGGUUUCCUCACUCGAAUACAAUCUGCGCUCAGGACAACUAUCCUACCAGGAAGUACAGACAAAGUCACACGAGGAGCUGUUCGAGUUGCUCAACUCGCAAGAACAGUCGCGCAAGUCCAUUGUACAAGCCCACAACAACGCCAUCAAUGAGCUGGCUGACGCAAAGACGGCCUUCGACGACAUCAAGCAGAUGAAGACAGCCUUGGAAGCUGAGCUUCGUGAGGUGUCGGCUGAGUUGGACGAAUAUGCCUCCGAGCGUGAGCAAGAGCAAGCCAACCACAAUCAGCUGCUGCAGGAAUUUGCAGAUCUCCAGAUUCGACUUGAUGACGAGACUUCUACUCUACUCGACGUGCAGUCCAGCUUGAGCCUGUACAAGAGCCGCGCUGACGAAUACUUCAACAAACUCGAGCAGGCAGAAAUCGCUGUGCUCAAGGCAUCCCGUGCCGAACAGUUCGCCAGGACACAAGCACGUGAGGCUGAAGAGACCUGUGCCACAUUCAUGGCGGAACGCAAGGAGAUGGAUGGCAUGGUCGAGGGCUUUCAGCGACAAGUCCAACAGUAUGAGGAGCGUGUAGAGGAUCUUUCCACCGAUCUACAAGCGGCGCUGCAGGCAAAGAAGCGUCUCCAGAACGAGCUCGAGGAUUACAGAAGCCAGCAUGCCCACGACAUUGAAGACGGAGAAACCUCACUGGAACAAACGCGCAAGAAGUACCAAACCGAACUGUCGACGUUGACAAACGAGCUGGACCAGGAGCGCGAGACAAUCAUCUACAUACGCGAGGAGAACGGACGCUUACGUGAGGAGAUUGAAGAAAUGAGAAGCAAGUGGGACGAUGAAGUCCUAAACUCGUCCACCUGGGCCAAGGAGAAGAACCGCCUCGAGAUGACGCUCCACGUAGUGUCCAACUCUCGUGACGAGGCAGCCAAUGCCCACAAUGAGGCUCAGUCUAAGAUUGUGAACCUCUUGUCUCAAGUUCGAAACCUUCGCACCAAUGUCGAUGAUCUCGCUGCUGAGCGCGACUCUGCCAUCGAGGAGAAGAAGCGCCUUGAAACACGUUUGCAGGAGGCCGCGGACCGACUGGACGACCUAUCGCGAUCCGAGUCACCGGCGAUGCGCAAUGCAGCUGCCUAUGACCGCGAGCUGCUCGAAUUGAAGUCCGGCCUGGCCCAGCAAGAGGAUAUAGCUGCGGCAGCCGUCGGUAAGAUGCGCCGUGCGGAAGCACUGGCACAGGAGCUACAGAAGGACAUCAUUGCCGAACGCGAGGCGAACGUACAGCUGCAUAAGGAGAAGGGUCUUGUCGGCAAAAACCUCAAGGACCUCCAGCUUCGUCUGGUGGAUCUUGAAACGAAGGGCUACAGCGGCUCAGCUGGAAAAGAUGUCCGCUUCCUCCACGGACGUAUCCAAGAGCUUGAGAAAGCGCUUGAGGACUCGGAAUCGACACGCCUCUCCGACUCCCGCGCCGUUCGCAAUGUCGAUCGCACAGUCAAGGACUUGCAGUCACAGAUCGAGCGUCGCGAGAAACAGAACGCCUCUGUCACUGAAGACCUCAACAAAGCUCGCGACAAAAUUUCCAGCCUGCUCUCCACCAUCGACGAGCUGCAGUCGUCAGAUUCAGGGAACCAGCUCGCUGCUAAGCGCGCCGAGCGCGAACUCCGUGAAGAACGCGAGAAGAGUGUCAAACUGGAGCGCGAACUCGAGAACCAUAAGAAUUUGCGCGUCGAGCGAAGGAGCCAGCUUGGCGUUCCUGGCAUCGCAGCGAGCGACGCCGGCGAUGCGCGAUCACGCCGUGGCUCCUCGAUCGGCCUUUUGAUGGGGGGCGAAAUGGGCGAGGCUGCGCCUGGCGAGAAGAAAUUCGGUAGUUUCCGAAGCGGACUACGACGCGUCUCCGGCCAGAAGGGUUUUUUCCCAUAUUUCCGCAGAGAAGUUGAAGAGGAUGUGGGCGGUCCUGUCACUACAUUGAAAGAAGAGAUGAAGAAGCAAGAAGGCACCGUCGCAGCUGUCAAACCCAGAGCGCUGGUUAUUGCCGGCGCGGGCAUGAGGAGGAAACACAGCUACGACACAGGCGUCGGCCUGCUGGAAGACAUCGAGGAGGUGGAGUCUGUGCUGGAGAAAGAUUCGGUGCUGAAUCAAGCUUUCCUAGGGGAAGACUACGAGGAAAACGAGGAGGAGCAAGGAGAAGACGAGACGCUGGUCGAAGUCGACGGCGAGCUGUACAAGGAGAAACAAGUCGAGAUUGACGUCACGGACUCUGAGCCUGAGACUGACAACGAGUCGCUUGCCGAACCCCAGGAGGACGGGUGUGGUGUCAAGCGCAAGAGGACGAUUCGUGUUGUCAUUCGGUCGAGGGCGUUUAUAUAA